Molecule: messenger RNA, 936 nt
Organism: Echinococcus granulosus
Lineage: Eukaryota; Metazoa; Platyhelminthes; Cestoda; Cyclophyllidea; Taeniidae
Product: Arginase-2
Exons: 6
Coding region: 1-936 (311 amino acids)
Cellular component (GO): nucleus; cytoplasm; cytosol
Molecular function (GO): manganese ion binding; arginase activity
Source: RefSeq, a predicted model, not a curated record
AUGGAGAACAUUUUCGGGAGUCGCGUCUCCUCUCUAGGUAUCGUGGCAGCGGCUGUCGAUAAGGGUCAACCAAAGGAUGGAGUCCAGAAUGCACCGAAGCAAAUUCGAGAAGGUGGUCUUCAAGACCUCUUGGAGAAACUGGGAGCAAAGGUGAAUGAUUACGGAGAAAUUACUCAACCAAAGGAUCAGGAAUCGGAUGUGAUUUUGAACUGCGAGAACCAGCAAGCACUGGUGAAAACUACUUUAGAGUUAAAAGAGUUAGUGGAGAAAAGCGUGAGUGAGAAUGACAUGACGCUUAUAUUGGGUGGAGACCACAGUAUCGGAAGCGGGUCGAUUGUUGGUCACUUCACUACCUUCCCCAAUUCCUUUGUUGUCUGGGUUGAUGCCCACGCUGAUAUCAACACACCCCAGAGCUCUGCUUCACGGCACACUCACGGCAUGCCCGUCUCCUUUGUCCUCACCGAAACAAACAAACUUAUUCCACAAACACACGGCUUUGAAAAUAUCAAAUCAGUUCUUAGUCCAAAUCAACUGCUCUACAUCGGGCUUCGAGACGUUGAUUCACCAGAACUAGGUUUCCUAAAGGAAUUCAAUGUUCCAUAUUUCGAUAUGCAAGACGUGAGGAAACUGGGCAUCAAAAAAGUCAUGGAAAUCACGCUGAAAACCAUAUUCCGAUAUAGUCCCAAUUCUCAAGUCCAUCUGAGCUUCGAUAUUGACUCAUUGGAUCCCAAAUACGCUUCUUGCACAGGAACCCCCGUUCCCGGCGGUCUCUCAUUGGAGGAGGGCAAGUAUAUUUGCAAGGUACUUGCUCAGACGGGUCAUUUGAGAUCUAUGGUUCUGGCCGAGGUCAACACGUCGCUCGGAUCCCCUAAAGAGGCAAAAACGACGGUGAAUUCAGCUGUUGAGCUCAUCAAAAGUGCUCUGCUUUUGGACUAG